Messenger RNA from Rhipicephalus sanguineus (brown dog tick), 1291 nucleotides. It is a transcript of the gene step, whose product is annotated as cytohesin-1-like. Gene Ontology annotation, molecular function: guanyl-nucleotide exchange factor activity. Lineage: Eukaryota; Metazoa; Arthropoda; Arachnida; Ixodida; Ixodidae. Gene Ontology annotation, biological process: regulation of ARF protein signal transduction. The record is from RefSeq and is a predicted model, not a curated record.
ACUUGACUCUGGAGGAGCAGCGGUUGCUCGCCGACAUAGGCAGCGCAAGGCCGAGCUCCUCCAGGAGAUCCAGCAGCUCAAGGACGAGAUCGAGGAAGUGACGGCCGAGAUGGAGCGACUCGAGGCCCAGGAGUCCGCGGACGGCUCUAAAGGAGUCACGCGCAGCAAGCAGCUCUCCAUUGGCAAGAAGAAGUUCAACAUGGACCCCAAGAAGGGCAUCGAGUACCUCGUCGAGCACGGCCUGCUGCGCGCCGACGCGCCGCUCGAGGUCGCCCAGUUCCUCUACGGCGGCCAGGGUCUCAACAAGACGGCCAUCGGCGAGUACCUGGGCGAGCGGUCCGACUUCAACAUGCGCGUGCUGGACGCCUUCGUCGAGCUGCACGACUUCACGGACCUGAUCCUGGUGCAGGCCCUGCGCCAGUUCCUCUGGUCCUUCCGGCUCCCGGGCGAGGCGCAGAAGAUCGACCGCAUGAUGGAGAAGUUCGCGCACCGCUACUGCCAGCUCAACCCGGGCGUGUUCAGCAACGCGGACACGUGCUACGUGCUCUCCUUCGCCAUCAUCAUGCUCAACACGGCGCUACACAACCCGUGCGUGCGCGACAAGCCGUCUCUGGAGCAGUUCGUCGUCAUGAACCGCGGCAUCAACAAUGGCGGUGACCUGCCGCGCGAGCUGCUCGCCUCGCUCUACGAGAGCAUUCGCCAGGAGCCCUUCAAGAUACCCGAGGACGACGGCAACGACCUCAUGCACACCUUCUUCAACCCGGACCGCGAGGGCUGGCUCUGGAAGCAGGGUGGUCGUUAUAAAAGCUGGAAGAGGCGAUGGUUUAUUCUGAAUGACAACUGCCUCUACUACUUUGAGUAUACCACGGACAAAGAGCCUCGCGGCAUCAUCCCGUUAGAGAAUGUGCAAGUGAAGGAGGUCCAGGACAGGCACAAGCCCAACUGCUUUGAGCUCUACUCGGUGGGCAGCGAACUGAUCAAAGCAUGCAAGACCGACUCGGAAGGCAAGGUGGUCGAAGGCAAGCACACUGUGUACCGCAUGUCAGCUGCCACACCAGAGGAGAAGGACCAGUGGAUACAGUGCCUCCGCCAGAGCAUCAGCCACAACCCGUUCUACGACAUGCUCUCGGCACGCAAGAAAAAAGCAGCGCAGCACUACAACCAUAAGUGAUGAGAGAUGCGGGUCCCCUGCAAGCCGUCCUCUUCCAAGACAGUGAAUCUAGUCACAAUUUUUUGUAUAUAUAUAUAAGCCAUCUAAUGAUUUGCAAUAAUAAACGGUGAUUUUACUAUA